Messenger RNA from Klebsormidium nitens, 3022 nucleotides. Lineage: Eukaryota; Viridiplantae; Streptophyta; Klebsormidiophyceae; Klebsormidiales; Klebsormidiaceae. The record is from the annotation of a GenBank genome assembly.
UGGUCUACUACUACCUACCGGUACUUGGUCUUGAAGGCGCGCGCUCUGACCCAACGCAAACUUUUCGUUGAGCACUGAUUCAGCAUGGGAUGUGGGAGGGUGUUGAUGGCGCCAAGCAACACACGCAGAAGGUUGUUGCCAUCAUUGGUAGUACAUGCAGUCCUAGAUUGAUUUCUGAAUCAAGCCAGUUGCUCAUGAAGAGGCGAAGGCCUAUGCUCUCAGGAAUAUAGGAGAAACCCUAAUGUUGGCCGCCGGUGGACUGCUCUGGGAGGAUUGUGCAGUCUCAUAGCAUCCAUCAAUAGUAGGAGUAGUCCCUUUGUGAGGUUCUUGCCAAAGCCCUGCUGCGCCUGCGCGUAAGAUCAAAAGUGAAGGGGGACGCCUAAGUAGUCUGGUUUGGGCCCCAGGCCGGUGCGACAGCAGGGUUGUCAAGAUGUGGACCUUCUACGUGGUUGCCAUCAUCACAGUUGUGGUGAUGGACCUCGUCACACUUUUCCACUACGCUUCCCCUAAGGCUGACUGGAUGGUUAAGACCGUGGUUGCUUACGCGUGGUUCACAAACCUGUCCAUUGUCAUCCUGGUACCCAUUGAUGUCUACACGACCCUACACCACGGGAGGUCUAAUGCUGUCUCCAUCAUGUGGAGCACAGCGUACUGGAGCGCCCAAGCGUUAACCUGGCUGAUCAUCCCCACAUUUCAGCAUUAUGAGGACGCUGGGGACUUCACGGUGGCAAGUCGGCUGAAAUAUAGCGUCCGGCACAACGUGACUUUCUAUGGCAGCGUGGGCGCUGUCGGCUUGGUCGGCCUUGUCCUGCUGAUUGCCUCAGGCAAAAUGACCCUGAGCGGCAUCCAGGGCUACGCGAUAGCAGCGUCGAACACUUUCGGUCUGGUCACGGGAGGUCUCCUUCUGGCGUACGGUCUGGUGGAGCUCCCCCGGGGGCUGUGGAGGCAUGCGGACCUGAACUUGAGGCAGCGGUGGCUGGCGCACAAAGUGGGCCGGAUAGCAGAGAAGCUGGACGAGGCGCAUGGGGAGUUAUCAACGGCAAUUGUGAUUGCUCAGGCAACGUCAAAUCAGAUGUCGCGGCGGGAUCCGCUACGGCCGUACAUGGAUAUGAUUGACACGAUGGCAGCGGAGGACCCCACUUUCAAACCCACGGGGGGCCGGAUCGGAGAGAACGACAUGGACUACGACAUGAGCAUAAAGACUCUGGCGUCCCUGCGGAAGCGGCUGAGGAAUGCGAAGGAGCAGUACUACCGGUACAAGAGUGAGUACGCGGCGAUUGUGUGGGCGGCCCUCGAGCUGGAGGACACCAUGAAGAACGCGGCUUCGGGGAAGGCGAACGAUUACAAGUUCGUCUCGACGAUCCGGCCCACUCGGACAGGGCAGUUUGCGGACCUCAUAAACCGAGCAGAGUGGCUGUGGCGGUGCGUCCUGCGGUCGGUCACGGUGCAGCUGAUGGCGGCGCUGCUGAUCAUGGUAUCGCUUGCGCUCAUCUUCGCGGAGGCGACCAUUAUUACGGACGGCAAGCCGGACCUGUCCGUGUUCAGCCUCCUGAUCAAAUCGGCCGGAGACAACGAGUCACUCGUCCAGAUCUUCACGUUCGUCCCCCUGGUGUACAUCUGCGUCUGCACCUACUUCUCCGUCUUCAAGCUGGGCAUGUUCAGCUUCUACUACCUCGUGCCCAAGCACACCGACGCCGUCAGCCUCCUCGUCAACGCGUCCCUCACCUGCCGCUUUGCCGCCCCAAUGUCGUACAACUUCUUGCAUCUCAUCCACGUCGGAAACACUGUCUUUGACCAGAAAAUGGGGCAGAUGGGCAACAUCCCGGUGCUGGGCGACGAGUUCAACACGUACUUCCCGUUCCUCAUGGUCGCCUUCUCGUCCAUGAUCGCCGCCAACGUGUUCAACCGCUUCCUCGACCUCUUCGGCGGCUCCAAGCGCUUCCACUUUGACGACGAGGACCGGUCCGACGACUUCACUGCGUCUGGAAACAUCAUCCUGCGGAAAGAGCGUGCGUCGCUGGAGCGGGGCAUGACGGUGGGCGAGAGCGUGAUGCCCCUGGCGCGCAGCAUGGCAAACGGUGACGUGGAAGCAGGCACAGCGGCCCCCGCAUCCAAGUCGCCCCCUCGCAAGAAGAGCGCCUCAAAGUCCAUCUCCCCGUCCCCUUCCACCUCCCUCCUCCAAAACCCGACCCUCACGCCCCCCCGCGACACCCAAAACCCGAGGCGGUACGUACCCCCCAGUCAACGGCCGGAGGGAGGCCCCGGGCGGCCUGGCAGUAGGGGCAACAGCAGGCCUACGAGCCCGGGGGGAAAUGGCCGACCGCCACUUCCGGGCAGACCGAACGCUUCGCCUGCCCGGGAGAUGCAAGACGUAGUCGGGGGGCCGGCGGGGGCGCUGGGGGCGAGCAUGGCGUCGCGGUGGGGCAACUUCAAGGGCAGCCUCACGAAAGGGAUUGACCAGAUGGGUUCCGGCCUGUCUACGGUGGCCGAGAAGCUGCGGGCGAGUCGCGAGCGGAUGCAAGGGAAGCUUCCGGAAACGCAGCAGCAGGCGCAGCCACUGACGACGUCGGCACGGCCAGCGAGUCCCGCAGCCACCUUGGAUAACAUCUUUGCGGGGCUCGGCGCACGCACAACUGUUGAGGACGAGGAGGAUGACGUCAACCUUCUUGACAAGUCGAAGCCCCGUUCCGGAUGGUAGAGCACACUGAGCACGGAGCUAUGGUUUUGUAGACGGGCACUCUUACAGCCAAUGUCGUAUCUUGAGUUACAGAUUAAUCAUGUACCAUGUGAAUCUCUAGUCUAGGGUCUAGACAGAAUUAGGAGACUGUUGACGUACGUAGAAGAUCUUGGUUACUCUGAAUAGUACUGACGUGUUCCUGUAACGUGCUAUUGAUCGCCGUUAAGCUGUUUACGGCGGUCAGCUUUCAAGCACAACAUUUGAGCCGGGAAAAUUUGCCUCGUUAUUCGAGUCGAAGAUGAAAAGCUCCGGCCACUGGCAGUCACGAUUCCGCCAUGUUUGCGC